AUGGUUUACCCUGGAAAACCCAAGUCUCUUUCCACCAAUCUCUGCUUCCUUUUCCUCCUCUUGUCAACAAAUCUCCUCACCUUUUUCCUAUCUUCCACCCUUUACGCUUCUUGCUCUCUCCGAGUCCGAGUCCCUACUUCCUCUUCCAGUGACACCGUUGCCCCCAAAACCAAUGCUACUGACGCGACCAGCGUGCAAGAUUAUUCUCUGUCUGAAUUGAUCUCUCAACCUACUUCAAAACCUGACGAAUUCCUUAGCUUUCUUUCUGGACAGUCACUUCCAUUAGGAUUCAACACAAACUUUGGUUCCAAUACCAUCUAUUCUGCAGUGGGACGCGCCUGCACUCUCUUUUCGGAUGAACUUCGACAGUACAUGUCGUACAAAGUGAAUGGAUCAUGUCCGGAUGACGAGCUGCUCAGCCAGAAGCUCCUCCUCAGGGGCUGCGAGCCACUGCCUCGCCGCCGUUGUCGCCCCGCUGCAUCGCCUCAAUACACCGAACCAUAUCCUCUUCCUACCAGCCUAUGGAGAACACCACCCGAUUCAUCAGUUGUGUGGACAGCUUAUGCUUGCAAGAACUACACUUGUCUUAUCAAUAGGAAGCGUAAGCAAAAGGGUUUCGACGAUUGCAAGGAUUGCUUUGAUCUUGAAGGCCGUGAGAGAACUCGUUGGACUUCAAAUAGAAGCGAGGAUGGACUUGAUUUUGCUAUUGAUGAAGUGUUAGCGGCAAGAAAACCUGGUACAAUCCGAAUAGGGCUUGAUAUCGGUGGUGGGGUGGCUACCUUUGCUGUCAGAAUGAUGGAAAGAAAUAUAACCAUUGUAACAACCUCCAUGAACUUAAAUGGUCCAUUCAAUACUUUCAUCGCCUCAAGAGGGGUUAUCCCUUUGUACGUGAGCAUUUCGCAGAGGCUGCCUUUUUUCGAUAGCACAUUGGAUAUAGUGCACUCCAUGCACCUUUUGAGCAACUGGAUUCCAAGGACGAUGCUGCAUUUCUUAAUGUAUGAUAUCUACAGAGUGCUAAGGCCUGGAGGAUUGUUUUGGUUAGAUCAUUUCUUCUGUGCUGGGGAGCAGCUGGAGGAGAUCUAUGCUCCUCUUAUUGGAAGCGUUGGAUUCAACAAGUUGAAGUGGGUGGUGGGGAGGAAGCUUGAUCGUGGGCCGGAGCUCAGGGAGAUGUACCUCUCAGCUUUGUUGGAAAAGCCGUUAAACAACUCUUCGUUUUUAGCUCAGUUCUUCUCACCAACUAAAAUUGGGAAGAUGAGGAAUGACAUCGCAUUAUUCAUGCAACUAGAUUCAAAAUCUUUAUAUGAUGCUUGGGAAAGGUACAAAGAUCUACUUAGAAGAUGUCCUGAUCAUGGGUUUCCUAAAUGGCUACAAGUACAAAUAUUUUAUAAUGAGUUAAUAAGUCCUAUUAGAACUACCAUUGAUUUUGCAACUAAAAGAGCACUCAUGGCAGAAUCUAUUGAUAAGCCAUAUGACCUAUUGGAAGAGAUGGCAUCUAACAAUUACCAGUGGCUUUUUGAGAUAUCGGUGCUUAAGAGAGUUGUUGGUAUUCAUGAAAUGGAUGCUAUCAAUGCCUUGACUGCACAAGUAGCUGCUUUAGCUAAGAAAUUUGAUACUUUAAUGGUUCAUUCUAUUUAG
This is a messenger RNA of Theobroma umbraticum, 1635 nucleotides long. RefSeq lists its product as uncharacterized. NCBI's taxonomy places the organism in Eukaryota, Viridiplantae, Streptophyta, Magnoliopsida, Malvales, Malvaceae. The record is from RefSeq and is a predicted model, not a curated record. Gene Ontology annotation, molecular function: methyltransferase activity.